CUUCCCGCUGCAGCUGGGUCCCGAAGCAGUGCCCUUCAGUGGAGACGCUGCGCGAGGUCGUGUUUGUUUGCCUGGCGCGGAAUGCGGAAACCUUGGCAAAGGGCUGCCAGGCCAAAGGUGGGCGCCCCUCCUGGCCAGAGCAGAGAGUGAGAGAGAGAGUGGAGCGGUGGAGCAGGAGCCCGCUUCCCUUCCCGACCAUCAUUCGGAUUGAUUGACUGGCAGCCCCGGAAUCCCGCGGAGUCCUGCGGGUACCUGAAAGACCCAGCAGAAGCUUGGGUGCAGUUCAUUUUUUUUCUAGAAUAUCCUGCAUCAGGAGAAAAAAAACAUGAAGGAAACUCAAAAAAAGAAAUCAGUUGAUUUGUACAGUGAUGGUCCUCAGUGGAUGUCUAAUUUACCAGAAUCUCUUUGGAGCAUUCCUCUCUCUAACCUGUCAUUACCAGGUAGUCAUGAUGCUAUGACGUACUGCUUGGAUAAAGAGUCAGAAGUAAGCGUAAAUGAAUCCAAGUUGUUGCAAUUUAUGGACAAACAUAUGCAUCGCAUUGUGCACCCUAUUAUUUUGAAAUGGUCUAUAACGCAGGUGCUGACCGUAUUAGAGCAACUGGAUGCUGGAAUUAGGUAUUUUGAUUUAAGGAUUGCUCACAAACCUGAUGAUUCUUCUAUGAACUUAUACUUUGUUCAUAUGCUAUAUACAACAGUUGUUGUAGAGGCUGUCCUGUGGGAUAUUUUACGUUGGUUGAAGAACCAUCCCUGGGAGGUGGUUGUUCUUGCUUUCAGAAAUUUUGAUGGAUUGGAUGAGGAGCAUCACUGUCACUUGAUCUCCUGUAUAAAGAAGAUAUUUGCUGGCAGAAUCUGCCCUAGAAAUGUUGUACCAACUCUACGGAACCUGUGGUCUGGUAACUAUCAGGUUAUUGUGUCCUAUGAUGAUAUUUCACAAGUGACGCGGCAUUAUGAAUUGUGGCCUGCAAUUCCAUACUGGUGGGGAAAUAAGACAACAGCAGCAAAGCUUAUCCAGUAUUUGGAGAGGAGGAAACAGGGUGGACGUCCAGCGGGAUUAUUUGUUGCAGGAAUCAACCUCACUGGAGAUCUAGGGUAUAUCCUGGCACAUCUGCGUGGCUCUCUUAAAGAAAUGACCCUUACUGCUCUUCCGUUUUUAAAUCUAUGGAUAAAAAACCAACAUCCUGGACCAAAGAAAGACUGCAUCAACAUCAUUGCUGGAGACUUUAUAGAAAAAAAUGACUUUGUGAAGAAUGUGAUAGAGCUGAAUAGCAAACUUUUGAAAUAGCACUUUUUCUGUUCACUUUUUUGGGAGACAAAACACAGGUUGGGACUAAGCCCUGGCUCCAAUGAGAGACAGAAGAAAUCAAUAAUCAACUACCUCAUAGGAAUUCUGUAACUAUCUCACAUGCACCUAAGAAUAUAUUUAAAAACUCUUGUUAAGGAUCAACUGUGAAAGAGUCAGUGAUGUUCUAAGAUGUCAGUGUGAAUAAAAACAUUUCACAGUGAAAGUGGGAACUAUUCAAAAACCCAGAGCCUUUAUGUAUGUGCAUUACAUUUUCAUCUCCUAAGUUCUGUUACAAAUCUGGUGUGCAUUAAGGUGUGAUGAUUGCUCAUUUGUCUCUAUCAAAUAUUAGUUGACACUGAUCAUCUCUUUAGGAGGAAGGGGAAGGCUAAGCCUAUCUUUCUUUACAUAAGCAGAUGACUGGAGUUUAGAACCACCUGUUAACUGAUGUGUUUGAUGUGCCACCCAGUGACAGAAGCUAGGGGCAAAGCAGUGUUUCAGAGAGACAAAUCCAGAAGUGGGCUAAUUUUUAAAUCUAUGUAGUUAAGGUUUAAGUAUUUAUUAUUCUCCAAGUGCUUACAGCAAUGACAGCUCUGCCUGUCUGCUCAUGUAAGCUAAAGUUUGUACCUGUCAACUGGAAAUCUUUAUCUAGACAGGUAUAAAUGAUUUGUGAAAAGAAAAAUAGAACAUAACCUCAGGGUUUGAUUACCCCUCCUCCAGCCUUUAAUCUUUGUGCCACAAUGGCUUAACUGGCCAUCAUUAUCUUUUGCUAUUGUUGAAUGCCAGAAAUUGACUGCCCCCCCCCCCCAAGGGGAAGGGCCUAAAAGGAAAUACACACUUUGUCACUAAUAUUAGGCAAGAUAACCAGCCGAUUAAGGACUUAGUCAGCAAAUUGUAUUUGAGUUCAUCUUAAAAUUGUUAUUUUCUGCAAAGACUAUGAAGAAUUCAAAAAUAACCUUCCCAGUUUGGGUCAACUGGGGACACCAAGCCAAAUGAAGCAUAAUGUGAUGGACAUAGAAGUGAUUAAAACCCAACUUUAUAUAGGCACUAAUAGGGAGUGUGUAAUGGUGGUAGUGCUAGAUAGCCAUGAGUAGGGCUACUCUCCUCUUUUAAAGCUGUGAGUCAUAAUAAUUAAAAUCUAUUUGUGGAGGCAGGGGUGGCAGUAUUGUCCUUUUGAGCUCCUUGUGAACUCUGUUUCCUUUUUAUGUUCUUAGCAGUCAAAAAUAGUUCCUUGCAUUCCCUCUUAGGAAUAUUUGGGGAAUAAGAAAUAUAUCAGUCAAUGAAAUUAAGAGUAUGAAGUUUUAGUUUAAGUAGUAGCACUGUGAUCUUUUGUCAUUAACAUGUUACAAGAAGCACUAUGCAACAUUAUAUGAAAGAAUGUUAAAUAGUUCCCAUUGUGACUUUUCAAAUGUUAUUGUUCUGUAUUGAGUUAUCUAGUUCUCCUUAAGACAUAUUUAUGUGUUUUUGUUUUAUAGUCACAAAAGAAUGCUACCCACUACCACAAUUGAAAAAAGGCUUGAGGAAUACUUCACUCAGCAGCGUAUGUUUCUGUAACAAAUGGCCAGUAAUCUUAAUAAAAAUGCUUAUACUAAU
Molecule: messenger RNA, 2872 nt
Organism: Anolis sagrei ordinatus
Lineage: Eukaryota; Metazoa; Chordata; Lepidosauria; Squamata; Anolidae
Gene: PLCXD1
Product: phosphatidylinositol specific phospholipase C X domain containing 1
Biological process (GO): lipid metabolic process
Molecular function (GO): phosphoric diester hydrolase activity
Source: RefSeq, a predicted model, not a curated record